UCCGGCGCUAUGUGUACCGAGCUAAAGUGUAGCCGGGAACAGUUUUUCAGAAUCGAUUCGAAAUAAGUUGUGUAUGUAUUAUACUUUACAAACCUCGGAGGAUUUUUUAAAUCUGUGUAGACACUUAUCUGUAGUUGAGAAAAGUGAAAACGAGUCCACGUGUUAAGGUUUAUCUGUGUUCGGACUAUAAAGACGGCACUGAGGAUGACGGUCUUGAAUCUGUCCUUUGCUGCAUGCGGUUUCUUGGGGAUCUACCACUUGGGUGCUGCAGAGGCGUUUCUCUGCCACGGGCGGAAGCUGAUGGGAUCCCUCAAGGCCUGCGCAGGGGCCUCAGCCGGGGCCUUGGUGGCUGCUGUAAUGAUCACAGCUCCUGAUAAGUUAGAGCAGUGUAAAGAAUUCACCUACGGGUUUGCUGAAAGUGUGAGAGGACAGAGGUUUGGGGCCAUCACACCAGGAUACAACUUCAUGCUCACACUACGGGAGGGGAUAGAGGAGAUUCUGCCCAAUGAGGCUCACAACCUGGCCUCAGACCGUCUUCACAUCUCACUAACUCACUCUGCAAGUGGCAAGAACCACAUCGUGUCCAGGUUUACGUCCAGGGAGGAGCUCAUAAAGGCUCUGCUGGCCAGCAGCUUUGUGCCCAUCUAUGCUGGACUCAAACCAGUGGAGUUCAGAGGACAGAAAUGGAUUGACGGAGGCUUCACGGACGCCCUGCCAAUUCUGCCUGUGGGACGAACUAUCACUGUGUCUCCCUUUGCUGGACUGCAGGACGUGUGUCCUCGCCACAUGGGGCGCUUCAACACUCGACUAAGACUGGCCAACAUGAACAUUAUGUUCUCUGUGGAGAACAUCAAACGCCUGAACCAGGCUCUGUUCCCUCCGACUACCAGCGGUAUGCGCUUUCUGUGUGAACAAGGUUUUCAUGAUGCUGUGAGGUUCCUGAAGAGCGAGGCCUUGAUGAGCUGAAGGCCUCAUCCUCAAGAUUUUACCCUUUUUAUUUACUUUGAGAAUCACAUGUUCCUGUUUCCAUGGAGCGCUUUUGUAGAUUGAUGUCAAACACAACCCGUCUGAGAACAUCAACAUGUGCGAUGGGCUCGGUAUAUCUUUUUUUUAUGAAGCAAAGCAUCAUUGAGAGCAUGAGAUACGCGUUAUCAAACACACUCACUGUGGAUCUUUUUCCUCCGUUCCUUGGCAGCAGCGGAACAUGAUGAAAAGCCUUCAUGUGAACAUGUACUCUUCAUCAAUUUUCCAAGGAGGCAUUUAAUUUCCCCCAGCCCGAAGCAGCGGGAGAAAGAAUAUUGGAUAUCGCAGCAUUUCACAGGAAGUCCAUGUCGCAGUCAUGGAUGCAGGGGGAGCUCCCUCGGGACACGGCGAAGGAGCGUCGUCUUUGAAGUGCUUGACAGUUCCGCGGGGUUCCUCCACUGCUGGGUAUUUUUUUGAUUCCCUCCAGCGUCAGGAGAUGUGAGCAGGUUCUCCAUCAGUUUGCAGUUGCUGUGGUUAGAGCUGCUUCUCCUGCAGGACUCCUCAGUUGGAACAUUAAAUAUAAAACAAAAUAUUUAAUUUACUUAAACAGGAUAGCUUUAGGUCUUGGAAUUGGAUUAGUAGUUUUCUUUUUUUUUUUUUUUUUAAACAGUUGGUGGCCCCCAUGCCUUGAGCUAAAGCUGAGAAGGUGGCAGCAUCCAUAUUACAACACUGCGUCUGUGCAGCAGCAACUAAACAUAGAUGUCGGUUUACUCUAGAGCGAUAGCAGUGUGGUUCAGACAUACAACCCUGUGCUGACAUCACUGUCAACACAGGAACCAGACAAACAUGCAGGCGUCUGGACUCAAAGUCUGUAGCACUUUACCUGCCUCGACUCCAAGCUAUUGAUGCACUAUAAUUAAAAAGUUGUCCUAUUAUGAAGUUGUAGAUUAUUUAUUCAUUCAUAGGUUAGAUUCUAGCAAUGUUAACCCUUAAUUUAUCAACGUACGCUGCUGGACCUGGGUAAUGAAUCUUGUUUCUUUGUGUUAACAUGUUUGAAUGACAAUAAAUCUGAAUGUUUUCCAAUGGGAA
Solea solea (common sole) is the source of this 2052-nucleotide messenger RNA. RefSeq names its product patatin-like phospholipase domain containing 4 (gene pnpla4). Gene Ontology annotation, molecular function: triacylglycerol lipase activity; retinyl-palmitate esterase activity. Lineage: Eukaryota; Metazoa; Chordata; Actinopteri; Pleuronectiformes; Soleidae. The coding region runs from base 205 to 966 and encodes 253 amino acids. Gene Ontology annotation, biological process: triglyceride catabolic process; lipid homeostasis. The transcript is spliced from 7 exons. The record is from RefSeq and is a predicted model, not a curated record. Gene Ontology annotation, cellular component: cytoplasm; membrane; lipid droplet.